Molecule: messenger RNA, 933 nt
Organism: Trypanosoma cruzi
Lineage: Eukaryota; Euglenozoa; Kinetoplastea; Trypanosomatida; Trypanosomatidae
Product: ubiquitin carboxyl-terminal hydrolase, putative
Exons: 1
Coding region: 1-933 (310 amino acids)
Biological process (GO): ubiquitin-dependent protein catabolic process; protein deubiquitination
Cellular component (GO): cytoplasm
Molecular function (GO): cysteine-type deubiquitinase activity
Source: RefSeq, a predicted model, not a curated record
AUGCCUAGUUGGUGCCUUAUUGAAAGCGAUCCGGCCGUGUUUACGGAGUUAAUUGAGCGCUUUGGCGCACGCGGUGUUGCCGUGGAGGAAAUAUUGGGUCUGGAGCCUGAGUUUUUGCGCCAAUACACGAACGUCUACGGUCUCAUUCUGCUCUUCAAGUGGAAGUCGGGCAAAACCCCAACAUCAGACGGGGUGGUGGUGCCCGACGCACCUGUGUACUUUGCGCGGCAAACCGUCAACAACGCCUGCGCAACUCUCGCAAUGGUCAACACGCUUCUUAACUACAGCGAAAGUAUUCAGCUGGGUGAUGAGCUUAGCAAUCUCCUUGAGUUUACACGGGAAAUGAACGCCUAUUUACGUGGAACGCAGGUGGCGGAGAGCGAUGUGUUACGUGAAGCCCACAACUCGUUUGCCCCAACUGAAUUUUUUGUACUGCACGAUGAGACCCCCGAUGCCAGUGAUGUAUACCACUUUGUCUCAUUUGUGUAUAAAAAUGGGGCUGUUUGGGAAUUGGAUGGUCUUCAGAAGGGUCCCAUCCUUGCCGCCGACGCCACGGACGGUAACUACAAGGAGAAACUGGUGGAAGUGGUGCAGAAACGUGUGAUUGACAAAAGCGCCGCGGAUAAUACGGGAACAGGUCAAGGCAUUUCCUUCUCCCUCAUGGCCGUGGUUGAUGAUAGGCUGUUGCAAUUAGAAAAGGAAAUUGAGGAGGCAAAGGCACGUGAAGAACCAACAGCGUACCUCGCAGAACAACUAGAAGAAUUGCGGUUGCAACGCGAAAAGGGCCGCGCGGAGAAUCAGCGCCGUCGUCAUAACUAUGUUCCCAUGAAUGUGGAGCUUCUCAAGGCAUUGGCGGAGAAGGGUAAGCUAGAGGGAAUCGUGGAGGAGGCGUUGGCCAAGAAGGCGGCGUCGGCAUCCAGCGAUCGUAAAUAA